AUGGGCAAUUUACUAUCUACUACAGCGAAAACCGCCUUUGACGGUCUAGGAUACGAGGCUCCCCCAGGAUGUCCCAAACCCACGGCCCAGUCUCUUGAGAAAGCCCACCAACUGCUGCGAGCCAACCAUAGCAACUACCAGGUCAAGUUCAACGACCGCAAGUUCCACAACCACCUGGCACACAUUCUUGGAGCGGCGUACUACCUGGGAGCGUCUCCACAGCAACUGACGGCCAUUUACGAGGAGGACAUCAAGGACUUGGUGGAGUGGAAGGAAGACAGUCCGGAGGAGCUGGACAUGACCACCUAUGUGAAACAUCUGGGAGACGUGCGCUACGAGCGAGGAUUCUUUGAUCUGUUCCAGGAAGAAGUGACUGACGUGGCCUCUUACGACUGGAAGGCCGUGGCAAAUGAGGUUUACAGCCACACAGAAGGCGUGCCCAACUCGGGAGCCCUGUUUCCGGGGUUGGCGUUUGGACUGCUGCAUCCUCUGAUCCACCUGUCGUAUGCGUUUGAGCUCGAUGCUGCUCCUGUGGCCGUUGAAGCCAUGACCCUAGCCUGUAUGGAUUUCAGAAAGAGUGCCAGGAAGCUCAUGGAGAAAAGAGAUCCACCCGCUGUGCAGUACUCCAAUCCUAUGGAGGUUCUGAAGCUGCUGCAGCAGGAUAAGUCGCUGGAUGGUGUCGAAUUCGAUCUUGUCAUGGACCCUGUCAACAAGCAGCUCGAUACUGUCAUCAAGUAUGCCGAUAUGCUGGCUCUUCCAGAUGAUCCUCUUAAGCUAGCCGCUACUCUUGUACACGAUUCCGUGGCGUACUUUGGCGCUUCUCAUAAGGACGACAAGCCCCGAUAUUCCUUCUUCUUUCUACAUGGACUCACAGGAUCGCAAGCACUGUGUGAGAUCGUCGCUUCCAAGCACUUCCCAGAGGUGUUCAAGGACCCCAACGCUGCCCAGACUCUCGGUUAUUUCGUCUGGGUCAACUUCAUUGUUCUCUACAUGUACCAUCUGAGACCCACCAUUGACCCCAAGCGAAUUAUUGACGCUGACACCCCUGUCCUUGCAGACGCAUACCCCAAGGCUGUGGAACUCGCUCUGGGCUCUGAAGAUCGGUUCGACGAGCACUACGUCAAGGCUAUCCGAGCUCUCAUGUUUGCAGAUAAGUUUGUUCAUGAACAUCGACCUGAUUUAGCCGACUCUGUGCCCAAGGAUUACUAUGCCAAGGCUGCUUGGUUGUUUGCUAAGAACAAGCCGGGUAAGAAGUUUGUGUAUAACAAUGGUGACAGUGAUCUCGAGCUGGAUUGGACCUGGGCAGAAAUCAACACGCAGAGAGAGAAGGAUGCGAUUAAGCAGGAUGAUUUAUUUGAGGGUUAG
Yarrowia lipolytica CLIB122 is the source of this 1365-nucleotide messenger RNA. RefSeq lists its product as uncharacterized. Lineage: Eukaryota; Fungi; Ascomycota; Dipodascomycetes; Dipodascales. The record is from RefSeq and is a predicted model, not a curated record. Gene Ontology annotation, molecular function: oxidoreductase activity.